CCUGCCAGAUUGAUUGACCUUUGAAAUGGUAGUCACCCUCCUGCUUAACAUUCAUGUUGGGUUUGGUUCAGCUGCUGUUUCCAAUAUUUCCUAGAAGGAUGUGAUUAGUACUAGUCGAAGACAUUUUCUAUAGAUGUUUCACCAAGCAAACGACAGCCAACUGAAGUGGUGGUCAUGUUCAAGAUGCUAAAGCAUGGAGGAAUUAAAGCCAUGGAGCUAAUCUGCCACCAAUGUGAAGGUACAUCAUGAUCCUGUCUCGGUAGACCUAACAAUUUUGCCACCAAUGAACACAGGAAGCUUGAUGAGAUGAUGGACAGAACAAUUAACAUCAUGCUCGUAGGAGAGCAUCUCGAUGGCCUGGGCACACGCAGCAUCGAGUCAAAGUUCGAUGAUGCAGCUCGAAGGCAGUGUGAGAUAGCUGGGUUCAGGUACGGAGGGACAUGUGAAGGAAGGAGAAUGACAGUGUUCACCUUGGAGUUAGGCUGGAAACCAUAGCUAAGAUCUUCAAAUAUUAGGGAAGUGACAUCUCUCAAUCUCAAUCUCUUCAUGGUUCCUUGGCAAUCGAGCUUUUCUCACCUCAAGAUCUUCUAAGAAUAUGUGGAUGAUUUCCUUGGACUAAACAUUCCUGUGCUAACAUGAAUCUUUGACAUUUACAGUGAUGCAGGAGCUAAGAAUGGCCAGCGUGCGUAUAUACAGAUCAAAUCGAAGAAACAGUGAUUUUGAUGUCUAGCAUUUGUCGUCAUGCUUUGAUGAAGAUUGAUGCUUCGCAAUGGGAUGUCACCUACUGGGAUAUGGCGGAUCAAAUCUCGAUCCCAAGAACACCAGGUUCUGCAUCAAAGUGUUUGCUGGUUGCCGCAAACCACACAGUAAAGCUUAUAAGCAUUUGGUCGGCUCCUCUUGCAGAAAAAGCCUUAUUCCAUGACUCACCCACCUUCUUCGAAUGAAUCACCGGAUCAGCCAAGCAAAGAAUACUCUGUCUCGUCAUCGCACAGUGAUUUGUUCUUGGCAUCGUCAUGGCUCACACGAUAACCAAAUCUGCGAUUUAGUGAAAGGGAGAUUUAAGUAUCUUCUUCCUCAUUUCCUUUUAUGGGAAUUCGAGAUGUGGCCAUGGCGGAGCCAAGUCUUUGCCUUCGGAUACCUUCACAGCGUCGCCAAUCUUGAUCGGGCAGGAACAGUAUGCCGAGGGGAUGCUAUUCCGAGGGGCCAUCUUUGGCUCCACGAACGCCCAAAGGCUACUUAACAGCAGCUUCACACAUGCAAAUAAAUGAGAGAGGCGAAAGGGACUUUCUCUUAUCUCGCGCGUGGAAGCAUCCUCAAGCCUUCCUCACCUUUCUUCAUCCAUUGCUAGAGAUGUUGUUCUUGCAGAAUUCGACGUGCCGCAAACGGACAAGGUUUUCGAGCGUCUAUGUCAUCUCUUUCACAUCAGCAGCACAAAUUGCAGGGACUACAGAUGCAUUUUAUCCACGCGAAAAAAAAAAUCCUUAUCUACAUAGCCGGCUAUCCAAGAUAAAAAGAGGCAUCAAGAACUGACCGGCAGCAUCAAAGAUUUGAUUGCAACCGAUGUAGCGAUGCCGGUGGUGGUGUACGGGUAUGGACAGAUUGGAAGAUUCUUUGUUCUUCCCUUCUCGGCAGCAGCUGGCUUAUCUCUUCCGAUCAUACCUUUCAGAGAUACCCAAGUCAAAGGAUAAGAGGAAGGAAAAGCUUAGUACAAUUUGUAACGUGGCCUCCAUGAUGCAACCUCAAGGUUCUUCAACAGCAGCAGCUCAUCUCUCUCUCUCUCUCUCUCUCUCUCUCUCUCUCUCUCUCUCUCAAAUGUAGGAUGGUGAAGCAGCAGAUGCGGAUAGAAUUCCCUGUGUCUGCACCACAGAGACGCCGUACGGCCCGUUGCUUUCGCUGGUUUUGGCCCUCUGUUUCUUUUCCAUGGAUUAAGCAUCGUCACUUUAGGAUUGGCAUGCACAAACCGAAGCUUUCGCUUGAAGUCUAGCAUGGGUUUUGCAGAGAGGUCAUACUGUCGAUGCAAGGCUGGCAUGUCUCUGAUGUAGCUUGGUCUGCUUGUUGGUGCGGAAGAAACAUUGUCUGCAUUCAGUAAACCUACAUGACAUUCAUCUUACAAAAUGCUCGAGACAUACAAGUCAAUGCUUCUCAUCAUGUCUUUCCGCUUUCAUGUUAGGAAACAACGAGUGAAGCUUGGAAGACUGGAGGGGAGCAAAAGCAGGAUAUCAUAGGACACGGUUUCGCCAAACAGCAAAGCUUAUUCUCUUCCAUGUAUGUAACCUUCAAAAAGGUCUGCAGGAGUCGUCAGCUAAUGAGAAAAGAGAUAAUUCAUACUUCCUGGCAUCGGAAACUGAUGCCUGCCUUAUCUGUUCAUCUCGGCUCGAAGAAAGUACACAACCCAACUUGAUCUACACACUAGUAGAAAGAUACUACUGUCCCUUUCGGAUCAUUGCAGUGAGAGCAUGCAUCAUCAAAUAUCUACCGAUCAUGACUAGAAUUGUUCCAAACCGAUCGACUUUUCUUCCUAUAUAAACACCAACGUCAGACAGCACAAGUCAAGUUCAAGUCUUCUGAGGUAAGCCACAAGCAUUACAUCAAAGGAUGGACAAGGUGAUGAAGCUGGCGUCGCAACGGGCGGUGGUGGUCUUCAGCCGGAGCAACUGCUGCUUCUGCUACAGCGUGAAGAGCCUGUUCCAUGAGCUCGGCGUCAGCGCUGCCGUCCACGAGCUCGACGAGGACCCGAGCGGGCCGGAAAUGGAGAAGGCCCUCGCCAGGCUGCUGGGGCGCAAGCCGCCGGUGCCGGCCGUGUUCAUCGGCGGCCAGCUGGUUGGGUCCACGGAGAAGAUCAUGACGCUGCACCUGGGUGGGGAUCUGGUGCCGCUGCUGAGAGAUGCUGGAGCUCUGUGGCUCUGAGGAUGAUUACAUACCGUGUGUUGGUUCUCAUGUCUCCUUCCUUUCCUCCUCCUCCUCCUCCUGUUCUUGCUGUUGCUGCCUGUAAUGUGCGAGUAAUAAUGCAGAGUCGUCUUCUUCAA
This is a messenger RNA of Musa acuminata AAA Group (dessert banana), 3026 nucleotides long. Its product is annotated as putative glutaredoxin-C14. Bases 2596 to 2907 code for a protein of 103 amino acids. The transcript has a single exon. The record is from RefSeq and is a predicted model, not a curated record. NCBI's taxonomy places the organism in Eukaryota, Viridiplantae, Streptophyta, Magnoliopsida, Zingiberales, Musaceae.